UUUCCGCUUACUGCCAACGCGUCCGGUCCCUCGCAAAGCGAACACAACAGCAAGCAAGGGCUCGUUUUUUGAUCGCACAACACCUGCACUCGCAGCAUCCCGAUCGUCCCCCCGCCUACAUUCCUCACCAGCAAACAAGCCCCACGCAAGGGUCAACCCCGUCCUCAACCAACCCUCGCAUCUACACCACAGCUCGCCCUGUCAUCCUCACUUUCUCCCCAUCCAACUUCAGCUGCGGCACACUCACAGCCUCUAUCCGGCAUGCUCGGUCCUGGUCCUGGCCCUGCGCCUACGCCUUCGCUGACACUCCCUCCCCUCAGGGAGCUGGACAAGUCUCUUGGACCUGAAUCUGAUCAUGGCCGCUUUCCUACUCACCAUGCUGCCCCUCAAGGCCAGCCUCGGACACAGUCAUCUGAUCCUCAUCUUCAUCAACACUUUCAUCAGCAACGACCUCACACACAAACACCACCGUAUUCUCAACCGUCCUCUCAGCAUGGUUACCCGAGCCAUGACCAGAUUAGCCGCUAUUCUUCCUCUUCAUCCGGAUCGCUACCAGAUUCGGCUCCUUCAACAACGACAAGCUCGAGUCUCUCGAGGGCUGACUCGCUAUCAACCAUGGAGUACCUGCAGUCCAACUCCCACGCACAGGGGGGUCCUCCUCAUCGACGCGCCAGUCCCGAUGCAAACGCGUCUGCAAACGCGUCUGCAGUCCAGGGCGCGACAAAUGCAGCCAAUCAGCAGUUAGAUUCAGAAUCCAAGACCACAGCCGCCACGGCAGGAACGACCUCUGACGCGAAAGAUACCAGCAGCAAAUCCACCGCAGAGCAAGGGCGCAACUCAAGUAAGCGCGCGGCCCAAAACCGAGCUGCUCAAAGAGCAUUCCGUCAGCGAAAAGAUCUCUAUGUCCGGGAGCUAGAACGUAAGGCCGAGUUGUUGCAGGUCGCUGAGAGCCAACUGAUCACCUUAGCCGCACGUAAUCGCGAGCUGGAGGCCAUGUUUGCAGCUCAACAGCAGAAGCAACAUCAUAUGUCGUCGUCGCCCUUACCGUCGCCGCUUCCGCAACACGAUCCCCAUGGCUCGGGGCCGACAGGGACUACAGGACCGAUGGGACGCGGAAGCGAAUGGGAUCGGGAACGAGAAUGGGCUCGGGAGAGGGCUCCCUUUGAGAAUAGCGGACCUUACGAUCACUUUCACUCGCCCUCAUCGCCCAUGCGGCCGGCUAUCGGACGCCAUUCUUCAGCCCAGCAUCUGCGACAGGCCUACAGCGCAUCGUCGCCACCACUCUCGAAUGGCUCGUCCUAUAAGCACCUGUCACUGAACAGCAAGCUGUCGAUGCACUUUCAGCAACAGCGACCAGACUCUGACCAUGAAAUCGAGAUGCAAGGCCGGCCUCUCCGUCACCUUCACCGCCAUCCAUCCGAGUCCUCACUGAACCUAAGCCGGAUAGGCUCUUUUCCAACACACGUCACCAAUGAUACUAAGGAGGAGGACUACGGAGUCGCAUCGCGCAUCCAUAGCUUCCGCAGCCCAAUGGAUUCUCGUGGAGUCGAGAUGUCGUCCCCGUCGUCCAGCAAUAAGUCCCCGAUGUCGGGCCCUCACGAUACCACGAUGCAUCACUAUCCAAGUUCCCCGCUUUCCCCGACUCAUGAGCGGAUGCCUCUCUAUACCACAGCCCCGAAUCCUCGAUCGGCCGGCGGCACCAGUUCCGGAUCCAUCCCGUCGCCUACCAUGGCCGGACAUGGCGAAUUACCUUUCGGACCUUCGUCCUCGUCUGCUUCGUCGCCGUAUGAUCUGAACAAGAAGCGGCCCAGUGAUGGAACCGUCAGCUGGAGUGGAGGCACCGCAGAUCUCUACAGGAACGCACAGGACGGGCUUGCACACCCGUACUAUCAUGCGGUCAAGAAACAAUCCAGCUGGAGCUCACUCUCUGAACAACGACGACUCCAUGCUGUGAAGAAGCAACCGAGUUGGGGAUCGAUCUCUGAACAUCGGCAUCAUUGGCGGACCAAGACCGAAAGCCCCGAAAUGAUGUCUGCGGACGUACGGUUCGGUGGAAGCGCUCCAGCCCUGCCCAGGAUUCCGGCACAGUUUUCUCAACAGCAACAAUCACAGCAACAACCACAGCAACAACAGCAACAACAGCAGAGGCCGCCACCACCGCAGCAGCAACAUAGUUUUGAGCGCGAGUAUCCAUCCUCACCAGCACCCUUUUCGUACUCACCCACGGCCUCCCAUGCACAGCAGCAGCAGCAGCAAGGACAGCAUGCAAGGCAGUCUUCGGAUUACUACAGCCAGGCAAGACCGCCAGCACCUCCUUCGUCAUCGUCGUAUGAUGGACAUGGGCCUUCGGACAUGGAAAUCGUUCAAGAGGGUACUCCGGUCCCUAGUGGCAAUAAUGGUGCAUACGGACACCAAGGGGGUCAUGAAGCGGAACCGUAUGAAGCUGAGCGGGAACGGGAGGAGCGGUACGGAAGGCCGGAUCAGCAUUCGCCCUGAACGAGAUGUCCCUUUUAAGAAGGCGAUUGUUGACGUCUGUGGGGAAUGUAUGAGGAUAAGGCGAUUUCUAGUGGAAGGAACGUCAAGUGCUGGUCAGUGCUUUGAAAGCAUACGAGGGGAUGAAGAGGGGAAGAAGGCGCGAUAUAAUUGUAAAAUAUAAUAAUCUCAAAAAGCGACAUUUUAAUAAAUAAACAUCCAGCUUGUGUUUCCCUUGAGCUCUUUGUCUGCUCUUUGUCUACUCUGGAAGAAUACUGCUUUUCUAAUCAGUUGAAC
Messenger RNA from Gamsiella multidivaricata, 2769 nucleotides. RefSeq lists its product as uncharacterized. Lineage: Eukaryota; Fungi; Mortierellomycota; Mortierellomycetes; Mortierellales; Mortierellaceae. The transcript has 2 exons. Gene Ontology annotation, molecular function: DNA-binding transcription factor activity. Gene Ontology annotation, biological process: regulation of DNA-templated transcription. The record is from RefSeq and is a predicted model, not a curated record. Bases 262 to 2496 code for a protein of 744 amino acids.